Molecule: messenger RNA, 831 nt
Organism: Eurytemora carolleeae
Lineage: Eukaryota; Metazoa; Arthropoda; Copepoda; Calanoida; Temoridae
Product: endoglucanase Z
Exons: 9
Coding region: 309-749 (146 amino acids)
Biological process (GO): carbohydrate metabolic process
Molecular function (GO): hydrolase activity, hydrolyzing O-glycosyl compounds
Source: RefSeq, a predicted model, not a curated record
GAAAAAUAUAUAAUUUAAUUUGGUUUUAGAUCUGAAUCAUAUUCUGAUGAAUUACAGUGGGCUUCAGCCUGGUUAUUCAAAGCAACGAAUAACACUUUGUACCUAGACACUGUAAACAAACUUAUUCAGGAAUUCCCCCUUAAUUCGAAUUGUAGUGAGUUUAGCUGGGCAGAUAAACAGGUUGGAGCCCAGUUGUUGCUGUACACUCUCACUAAGGAUAUGCAGUACGGUACAGCAGUUGAGAAGUUUUGUAACAAUGCUAUCCACAACCUCCCUAGAUCACCAAAGGGUCAAGUUCAUCUGUAUGAAUGUUUCAGAGUCAAGUUCAUCUGUAUGAAUGGGGCUCGAACAGAUACGCUGCUAACUUUGCUUUUAUUUGUAUACAGGCGUAUUCAGCUGGCCUGGGAAAUGAGGAUUUUCUUGAUUUUGCAAAAGAGCAGAUUGGAUACAUCCUGGGUGAUGGUGGUAGAAGUUUUGUGGUUGGGUUUGGAGAAAACUAUCCUACAAGACCACAUCACAAGGCGUCUGCUUGUCCCUCGCCACCAACUGCCUGCACCUGGGAGACAUUUAGUGCAGGAGGUCCUAACCCUCAUCUUCUUCUUGGAGCACUAGUUGGAGGACCUAGGAAAGCUGAUGAUGUUUAUGAAGAUGACAGAUCAGAUUAUAUUUCUAACGAGGUUUCUUUGGACUACAAUGCAGGGUUUCAGGGAGCUGUAGCAGGACUCUUCCAGAUAGCAUUUGGAUUAUAAAAUGUUAUAUUUUGUAUACAUAAUUAUAUGUAACUUUACAUAAUUACAAUUUUUAAAAUUAAAAAUUUGCACAAAAUUUAAA